Molecule: messenger RNA, 528 nt
Organism: Rotaria socialis
Lineage: Eukaryota; Metazoa; Rotifera; Eurotatoria; Philodinida; Philodinidae
Source: the annotation of a GenBank genome assembly
AUGAUCCGGUUCGGUUGGAUAAAUAGUUUGUUAGGCAGUUGUCUAAUUUCUUUAUGUUGUCCAUGUUGUUUCUUACCAUUAUUAUUAAAUUUAUUCGGUGUUGGAUGCGCUGGAUUAAAUACUUUUCUUUCACCCUAUCGACCUGUAUUUAUUUCACUUACUGUAAUUUCGUUGACUUAUUCAUAUUUUCGUUAUCGUCCAUCAAAAUGGCAAUUUACCGGGAUUAUUAUUUUAGCAAUAUUUCUAUCAUUUUCACCUGAUAUUAUUCGUAUGUAUAAUAAUCAAUCGUCGACUAGUGACACAUUAGAUAGAAAUCUUAUUGUAACACAUUGGCAAGUAAUAGGAAUGCAUUGUGAAUCAUGUCGUUCGGCUGCUAUUCGAUCAUUCCAAAAAGUGAAUGGAGUUCUCAGUGUUAAUGUUGAUCUAGAAACUGGCCAAGCGGAUUUAAUUGCAACUGUUCCUAUAGACGAUGAUGUUAUUAUUCAAGCUGUAGAAUCGGCUGGUUUUCAAAUUUAUAAAAUGAUAUAA